AUGAUUCAGUUAAAAAAUGGGGCUGGAGAGAUUAUCAAACAAAAAGAUAAAGAAAUCGAAAAUUUAAAUGCAAAGAUCGCCGAGCUUUUGCAAAUUCUUAACAACAAAAAUUACGAAAUCGAUAAUAACAUUCAAGGAAAGAAUAAUCAAAUAAGCGAGCUUGAAGUCGAACUCGAUCAAAUUAAUUCUAAAUACGAGCUUGAGUUAGAAGUUCUCGAAAAUACGCACAAGAUGGAAAUCAACAAUAUAAGGGAUCAGCAGAAGCGUGAAAUUAAAUCAUUAGAAGCAGAAUUGAAUCAUGCAAGAGAACAAGCCAAUUUCUAUGCUGAAAGUCGAAAGAAAACGAGUGCAAUGUCAAAGGGGAUAUACGGUUCUGAUGAAAAAAGUAAUGGAAAGACGUCGUUUUUAUCCCAAGCAGCAAAGAAUUUACAUGACAAACGCUUAGCAAAUGCAAAAUUUGAACAAAAAGAAUUAAAAUCAAAAGAAUCCCAGUUGUCUAAUCAGUUAAAAGAUCUAAUUCAAAAGCAACGCUCAUUAAAUUCGUCAAAUUCAAAGAAACUUUCAGACAAAUUGGAUAAGAAACUCAGACAACCAUCAGAUAAUAUAAGAAGGCCUAAAACAAAUAAGUCUCCCGUUGAUUUAGACCAAAUUCAAAAAAAGUAUGAUGAUCAACUUAAAGCUGAGAAAGAUAACGAGAAAAAGGAAAUCCAGGACUUAGAGAAGAAGCUCAAGUCUUUGACAGAUGGUUUGGAAAAAAUCAAGGAAACGCAAAAUAUUCCUGUAAAAGGAAAGAAUCAAAAAGAUACAACUAGUUCAAUUUCAUCUGUUAAUCCUACUAAACAAGGGAAGAAGCCAAUAAGUGCUGUUGGUUUUGGCUUCGUUGAGGCUGAAAUUGUAAGACUUGUUAAUGAAAAUGUCUCCCUUAAGAAUUUACUUGAUAGAAUGGAUAGACUUGCAUACGGAAAAGUCUAA
Molecule: messenger RNA, 972 nt
Organism: Trichomonas vaginalis G3
Lineage: Eukaryota; Parabasalia; Trichomonadida; Trichomonadidae
Exons: 1
Coding region: 1-972 (323 amino acids)
Source: RefSeq, a predicted model, not a curated record